Anopheles cruzii is the source of this 5156-nucleotide messenger RNA. RefSeq lists its product as uncharacterized. Gene Ontology annotation, molecular function: ATP binding; 3'-5' DNA helicase activity; four-way junction helicase activity. NCBI's taxonomy places the organism in Eukaryota, Metazoa, Arthropoda, Insecta, Diptera, Culicidae. The record is from RefSeq and is a predicted model, not a curated record. Gene Ontology annotation, biological process: double-strand break repair via homologous recombination. Gene Ontology annotation, cellular component: chromosome; cytoplasm. The transcript has 5 exons. Bases 1 to 4572 code for a protein of 1523 amino acids.
AUGUCUUCAGAGUUCGACAAGUUCAACCAGUGCUUGAAGGCGUCGUUUUGGAAAAAUGUGAAACACAAUCGUAACGCGGAGCGCAAAGCCAACGGCACCACACGCCGGAUCGAUGCAACAUCCGAACCGGAACAGCCGCGGCCCAUCAGUGAGCCCCCCGUGCAAAGUCCCGAGGCGCUGCUGCUGCAGCAGCCAGCUCCGCAGCAGCAAGGGCCGAGGGCCUCCUUCGAGCCAGUUCCCGUCGCGGCCGUGUACAGCGCAAAGUGCGAUCCGCACGACGAAGCAUCGCUGGAAGAGUUGCUGGCGAAAGAUCCGAAAUGCGACGAAUAUGAUGACUAUGUGCCGCCCCGGGCGCCCAAAACGCCUCCGAUACAGGAUUACGAUGAUGACGAUGCUGUGAGGCAUCGUCCGCACACGCCGAUGGAAGUGCCGGAGGGUGAUGACAUCGUCGAAAUAGGCGACUCACCGGAACAUUCCGGUGGACGGCGGGCGGUGGAAAAGAUGCAUCCGAAAGAAACCCACGCCGACGAUCUGCUGCUGGAGAAGCUGUGGAAAUAUUUCGGCCACCGUGACUUUAAAAGUCACCUCCAGAAGGAAGCCAUCGAGACCAUCAUCGCAAGAACGCGCGAUGUGUACGUUUCAAUGCCUACUGGGGCAGGCAAAUCGCUCUGCUUUCAGCUGCCCGGCGUGAUGCAGGACAACAAGGUAACCAUUGUCUUUUCCCCUCUGCUGGCUCUGAUCAAAGACCAGCUGGACAGCCUGGCCCGGAUCAAGAUUCCGGCCGAUUCGAUCAACUCGAAAAUGAGUGCCCGCGAUCGGGAGCGCGUUCUGACCGACCUGAAAAGCGUCAAGACCGAGAUACGCUUUCUGUACAUCACACCCGAGCAGGCACAGACGGCCACUUUUCGGGACAUUAUACAGCAGUUGGUCAAAUUUCGCAAAGUAGCCUACAUCGUCGUGGACGAAGCGCACUGCGUCAGUGAGUGGGGUCACGAUUUUCGGCCCGACUACCUGAAGCUGGGCAAUCUGCGGCUCGAGUAUCCCUCCAUUCCGUGGAUUGCCCUCACGGCGACCGCUUCCAAGCACGUGGUGACGGACAUUUUCAAAAACCUCAAGCUGAAGGAACCGAUCGCCAAGUUCAAAACGUCGUGCUUCCGGCACAACCUCUACUACGACGUAGUGUUCAAGAACUCGAUUCAUGACGACUUUCUGCACCUGAAGGAGUACAUUGAGAGCAUCCUCGGCAAGCAGGAUGAGGUGAAACCGAGCAAACGUGCGUGCGGUAUUAUUUACUGUCGCACGCGUGAAACGACGGAGCGCGUGUCUGCUACCCUGACGAAGCUGGGCCUGCGCACGGUUCCGUACCAUGCGGGGCUGAAGCAGUCCGAGCGGGAGACGGUGCAGGAAGAUUGGAUGGAGGGGAAGUACGUGGCCAUAGCGGCCACCAUCAGCUUCGGCAUGGGCGUCGACAAGGGCUCGGUGCGGUUCAUCGUGCACUGGGACAACCCGCAGAAUGUGGCCGCCUACUACCAGGAAUCGGGCCGGGCGGGUCGCGACGGAAAGAAAUCCUACUGUCGCAUCUACCACUGCCGCGAUCAAUGCAAAUCAAUCGACUUUCUGCUGAAGCAAGAUUUGCAGAAAAGCAAAGACACGCCGAAGGAGGAGGGCGCAAAGCAGGCGAUAAAGAAUUUCGAAAAAAUGAUUCAAUUCUGCGAAACCGUGCGCUGUCGGCAUCGGCUGUUUUCCGACUACUUCGGCGACGAGCCGCCCGACUGUCGGAGCAUGUGUGACGUGUGCAUGAACCCGAAGAAGGCCGAGAAGGCGCUGGAAAAGUUUCAGCAGCUCAGCAUCUCGGGCAAACUGAAAACCAUGACCGCCUACGAUGACGAUCCGUCCGAGCUGUACGGUGGAGGUCGCCGGGGCUACGAGAACGACUACUACGAUGUGCACUACGGCGAGGGCCGCGAGAAACGCAAGCAGGUCGAAUCGGCGCUGCUGAUACAGCGUCAGUUUGCCCUGCGUAAGGCACAAGCGGCGAAGGAUAUGAACAUGCAGCGGACGGCCUCCAUUCAGCGCGUAAAGGUUGCCAUGCAAACGCCCAUCAAGGUGAGCGGUCUGACGAUUUCGACGCGCGAGACGAACGUGACGACGUUGGCCGAUAUGUUGAAGAAAAAUAUGGACUCCUGCAAGGGCUUCGAAGAGCCGGACUACGCCCUCGUGUACAAAGACCUCGAGGACAUCGCCGUGGACAUCGAGUACGAAGCUUUCACCAAAAACACCGUCAAAAGUUUGUACCACCGGACGAUCGUCUUGCAGGUGAACGAGAUUAAAAAUCGGAUACUGGAUAAAAAGCUGUUCCCGCGGUUGAAGGAGCACUGCCCGAAGCAUCGUGCCGCCCACGGCGGUGACUAUCAAACGAUCGAAGCUGAUCUUAAGCGAAAGUACGGCGACAGCGUGGUGGAGGAGCUGCGAUCGGACGGGCACGACAAGAAGCACCAUCAACACCACCGGAGUGAUCGCAAUGGCGAUCGGAAGCAGUCGGGCAAAGCCACCUCCACCAGUUCGCGUGAUCGCGAUGUUCUCAGCCAAUCGUCGAUCAGUUCCUUCUUUAGUUCCACCAAAAACAGCACUUGCACUAGUUCUUCCGGUGUAAGCGCGGGGGGUGCCGUGCCCGGCGUGAUAACGAUCACCGAUGGCGAUAUGUGGGAUGCCGAUUCCAGGGACGAUGAUCACGUCCGCGUGAUAGCUCCACCGGAACCGGCUCCCCUGCCUCCGUGCGAUCCGAUCCAAUCGCCACAGUCGCCACCGGCCUCGCCAUCACCCGAAUCACGCCGUUCCCCCCCGAGGUCCCCGCGCUCUCCACAUUCGCCCAUUUCACCGCCACGAUCACCCCGAUCGCCACGAUCGCCAUCGUCACCGCGUUCCCCAUCGGUCGAGUACAUCUCGAACGAACCGUACCUGGAGGGCGAAACGAGGAAAAACGAGCACCGCCGGGACCUAGCAUCCAACAUCGAACGGAUUGGCGGCUACCGGGAGCGAUCAGGAUCCGGAGGCUCCCGCGGGUACUCGAGUGAGCGAUCGCGAGCCAAGCAAAAGUCAUCCUACAAGCGAUCGCGCGAAAGUAGCCGCUCGUACUCCCGGGAACGCACGCACUCGUACCGAUCGGGCAGUUCCCGUUCGCGCGACUGGGAGGAGGACGAAAUGCGGCGCCGACGGAAACGGCCCUACGAGGAGGACGAGUACGAUCGGCGGGAGUAUGCCGAGCCGAAGCCAAGCAGCAGCAAGCAGUCGCGGGCCUACGACAGGGUGGAAUACGAGGAUACGACCCAACGGCGGGCUACGAGACCACCAAGCCGACGACCGCCGUCCCCGCAGGAAGAGUUCAGCUACAUGGCACCGAAAAAGCGAGUAUCACACUACGGUGACGCAGCCGGGGGUGCCAGUUACGGUAAAGCCGGGCCCGUCGGUGGAAGUUCCAGCUCUGCGUACACCAUUAGUAGUUCCGGCUCUGCGUACACCAUUAGUAGUUCCAGCUCUGCGUAUACCAUUAGUAGUUCCAGCUCUGUGCACACCACUUACGGAACCAAGCUACCCCGGGCGAAAGGCCCGGGCGGCGUUUCGGCGAGCGGCAAUCCCUCCAUGCUGACCAACGACAACAUGUGGGACGACGUACGGGAUCAGAUUUCGCCAAUGUCCCCGCCGAACAAUCGGCUCAAAGAGCAACCACCGCCGGCGUCCCCCACGGCGUCCCCACCGGCGUCCCCACCGGCAUCGCCACCGGCGUCCCCACCGGCAUCGCCACCGGCGUCACCAACGCCGCUGUCACCCUCGCCGGAGCCAGACAAUGGAUAUAUGCACUCCAGCUACGUGCCACCUCCACCUUCCACGUCGCCGCCGUCGUCACAUCACGACAAGCACCAUGCCAAGCGUACCUACGCCGAUCUGCGGACACCGUACGAGGGCGCUUCGCUCGAUCCGCGGCUGGCGUUGACUCCCAAAAGCCCGCCCAACUCUCUCCCCAGUGGCCCAUCGUCAACGUCCUCCUCGUCCUCAUUGUGUGCCAAGCCUUCUACCUCGGCCUCGGCCCAGAUGCAGCUGCUGCACAGUAGCGUGGCCAAAACAUCACUGAGCGCGACGUCAGCCUGCGGCGGCGCCGGCGCCGGGUUGAGUUCUUUCGGAGCAGCCGUAAAACAGAGCAUUAUGAUGGUGGCAAACAGCAGCAGCAGCAACGUCGGUCCGGGGCCGUCGGCCAGUUCGAUGCACAUCUUGCCCUCGGCGGGCCACACUCCCGGUGGGCCAUCGGAUUCGGCCAGCUCGACGCCGUCCGGAUCGCAUUUGGUCGAGAUGGAGAAGAAGAAGAAGAAUUUGGCCAGCUGCGUCAUUCACCUGCUGAUGCCGUACUAUCGCGACUCGAAGAUCAAAUCGAAAGAGCUGUUCAAGGGGUUGGCCCGCAAAAUUUCGCACAAAUUCUUCGAAGCCGAUGUCGUCGCGGAACGUAAAGUGAAAAAGUACAUCGACGACAUGAUGAAACACAAAGGGAUCAUCGCUAGCGAGGCCGACUUUCCCAAAUAGGGGCUAAGGCGAACGCGUGCGCACCCAGAUUCUGCUCGGGCCCGCAAAAACGGAAGGGAGCGGAAGGGGCACGCGUGAAGCGCGUGCGCUUGUGUGUGCUUCUUUGAAUUACGUUUUAGGAUUAGAGUGUUUCUGUAAAUAUAAAACAAGAGAAGUGAACUAACAACAUUACACAUAGAGCUGGCUGUCGCGUGCGUCGCGCGAGCGGUCGGGCACAAGAUUUAGGACGGCCAAGCGCGCGCCAAUACGUGUCCUUUUUGUUUCCCACACUGGGGGGGGGUCUCCGAUCCAGAACGUCAGUGUGGACUGUCAAAAACCGAACGCACUCAAGAUUCGUUUGGGCGCGCCUACUACGUACCCGCGCCCCCCGUUGACAAAAGUAUCUUUAUUCGCGCUCUUUCAUGUCGACUGCUGCGGGCAUCAACCGACAUCACACAGUAGACCCGCCCGCCCAUCGCAGUACACUGCGACUUUUGUGAAUAAAGAUACCGGUGAAUAUAAACGUAAAACCGCCGUGGAACUGCGCCUCUUUGUCGCCUUUGUGGUGGUGGAAAAGUGAGAAAUCAUCCCCAGGACCCAAGAAA